GGGAAGUGGGAGGGACAGAGGUCACAGAGGGUCUCCCAGGAGGGAGAGGAACCGGGGGAGUGAGAGACGAGAGGGACCCGGCUGUGCAGCAACGCCUCUUGCUAUAAAUCUUGGGGGGUCCGAGCCGCAAAGGGAUACAAGCGCGUGACAGCCGCAGCCAGCUAGCCAGGGGACAGACGGGCGGCGGUGGCGGCGACGGGCUGCUCCUGGCGGGGGGGAGAUCCGGAGGAGCCUGGCUCGCCCAGGGCUGAGCUGCUCGCCCCAGACAGCGCGCAGAGAGCCCGGGCGGGACCUCCCGACUUUGCCAUUGCACCGCCAGCUCACCACGCGGGGCGCGCACCAGCCUGCAAGUUCCUGCUGCCUUAUAAAGUUUAUAUUGUGCCUGAAACCAACCUGCAACUGAAGAGAUCAAGAUGAGCCUUAAUUCAUCUACCGAAGGGACUGUUAAAAGAAUCCAUGUUGACUGCCCCGUUUCAGGAAGGCAUGCCUAUAUAUACAUUAUGGUUCCAACUGUUUACAGCAUCAUCUUUAUUGUAGGCAUAUUCGGGAACAGCUUGGUGGUCAUUGUCAUUUGCUUCUACAUGAAAUUAAAGACUGUGGCUAGUGUCUUUCUGUUGAAUUUAGCCCUGGCUGACUUGUGUUUCCUAAUGACAUUGCCACUGUGGGCAGCCUACACAGCCAUGGAAUACCACUGGCCUUUUGGCAACUGUUUAUGUAAAAUAGCAUCAGCUGUGGUAAGUUUCAACCUGUAUGCCAGUGUGUUUCUACUCACAUGUCUUAGCAUUGACCGUUACCUGGCUAUAGUACAUCCAAUGAAGUCUCGACUUCGGCGCACCAUGCUUGUUGCCAAAAUAACUUGCAUCGGCAUCUGGCUGCUAGCAGGACUGGCUAGUUUGCCUGUCCUAAUUCACCGUGAUGUAUUUUUUGUCGAGAAUAUGAAUAUGACAAUUUGUGCUUUUCGAUACAAGACCCAUAAUACAACACUGCCUGUUGGGCUAGGUUUAUCUAAGAACAUGUUGGGUUUUUUAAUUCCCUUUUUGAUAAUUUUAACAAGCUACACCUUAAUCUGGAAGACGCUGAAGAAGGCUUACCAAAUUCAGAAAAACAAGACCAGAAAUGAUGACAUUUUUAAGAUGAUUGUGGCAAUAGUACUUUUCUUCUUCUUUUCCUGGAUUCCUCAUCAAGUGUUUACAUUUCUGGAUGUAUUAAUCCAGCUACGUAUCAUAACAGAUUGCCAAAUUGUUGAUGUUGUGGAUACAGCUAUGCCCUUCACCAUCUGCAUAGCUUACUUCAACAAUUGCUUGAAUCCCUUUCUUUAUGGUUUUUUUGGAAAAAAUUUAAAAUAUUUCCUGCAGCUACUAAAAUACAUUCCACCAAAUGUCAGAGCACAUCCAAGUCUAACAACAAAAAUGAGCUCCCUUUCCUAUCGACCAUCAGAAAACUUAAGUUUAUCCAUGAAAAAGACUAUUGGGUCUUUUGACAUUGAGUGAUGUCUUUUGUGCUAUAUGUUUCUAGAACAACCUUGCAUAUCAAAGUUCACCCACAGUCCUGACCAUCACAGCUUACUGCACAUUACUAAGACAUUAAAUCAUCUACUAGAAAUCAUCUUUGGAAGAUUUAGCAGUGUCCUUUUAUAUUGUCAAGAGGACUGUUUGUUAUUUUUAUUUGAAGCAACCCAAGAAGGUGGCAGUUGGAAGUCAUUUAGCAUCCUUCCUCAGAACUCAGAACUUUGGAAGAAGCGUACAUGAUGCUCCUGGAAAGAUCUCAGAACUUAGGUUAAGGCAUGAUCAAUUGUGAAUUAUAUGAACUCUGCAGAAUUUACUUUCAACAUACAUAAGCAAUUCUAAGCUAACCAUUUGGAAUUGUUAUGCAAAAUGUUGCCAGAGUCAAACAGAAUGUUUGUUUUCUUUCACAUGAUAUUUGGUGGGGAUGGUGGAGAACAGAGCUAUGUCUGAAAUAUGAAAAAUAUCCAUUUUUCCUUGAUACAAAUAUUGCGUAUCAUUACAUUUAUAAUAUACCCAGUUGGUGAAAAUAUAUAUAUUCUACAUAUGCAGGUCUCACUCCCAUCUCAGAUUGAGAUUUAAGGAUCAAGACUGUGUUCACAUACAUUUUUGCUAUUAUUAUUCAUUUUAAACAUGGCAAAAGUUUAUAUAAUAUAUGAAAUAAAAUGCAGUUUUAUUUAUUAAA
Molecule: messenger RNA, 2187 nt
Organism: Chrysemys picta bellii (western painted turtle)
Lineage: Eukaryota; Metazoa; Chordata; Testudines; Emydidae
Gene: AGTR1
Product: angiotensin II receptor type 1
Biological process (GO): brain development; immune response; neurogenesis
Cellular component (GO): membrane; external side of plasma membrane
Molecular function (GO): C-C chemokine binding; angiotensin type II receptor activity; C-C chemokine receptor activity
Source: RefSeq, a predicted model, not a curated record